AUAUGUGAUCGCGAACAUAUGAUUCGCACACGCGCGAAUCGUCUACGAUGCGCGAGUCUGUCAUCUGCGAUUUUAUUCUUGAAAUCUAAAAUUAUGCAGAGUCUGACCAAGUGUUCGAAGCGACACUAUGUAUUGCCCAGCCGAAUAUUCAAUUUCCCAUCGAAAAAUGUUUAUCUCCCGAGGAAAAAGACGUUGCUCGACGUCGAUCGCUCGAGUUGCGCGCACAGGUUAUCUCUCCCAGUGUCUUAUCAUGCCUACAAGAAGAUACGUAAGGAAUUUCACGCCGUGCAGACUGCAUUUUUGCGCGGCAGCAAGUUUACUUUAUUCUCCCCGAGAAUCGAUAAUGUCAGAUAUUUUAAUACAACAUGUAGUAAGUCCAACAAGCAGUCUUCAAAUAAGGAGCCGGGUUCUGAGAAACCAGACAAGGAACCUGAUAAAAACGAAGAGAUGAGGUUGUUUCUUCGUAAACUCUCUAUGUGGUUCAUACUGUUGUAUGCUUUGUUAAUCGCAUUAAGGCAAAAGAUAGACACAUCAAAUAUAGAACCUGCAGCUUCCAUUUCCUGGAAUGAAUUUGUGUAUCACAUGCUGAGCAAAGGAGAAGUCGAGGCGAUUAUUGUGAAUCCCAGUAUCGAUCAUGUUAUAAUUGUGGUGCACGAUGGUGCCAUUAUCAAGGGAAGAAGGAGUCCGUACAAAAGGUAUCAUAUGGCUGUUCCAAGCAUUGAAAAUUUCGAAGAAAAGUUGAGAAAGGUAGAAAAAAAUCUUGGCAUUAAGGCUGGCCAAGGAGUACAAGUGAUCUACGAAAGGAAAAUGGAAUACAUAGCGAAUGUAGUGAGAUUCUUGCUUAUCGCGCUGAUAGCUAUCGGUAUCUUCAGUGUACUGAGAAAACGUUUCUCUAUUAAACCCUUCGAGUUUAUCUCGCAGAUGAAACAAGCAAAAUUCACGUUAGUCGAACCGUUAAUGGGAAAGGGUAAAGGUGUACAUUUUGCGGAUGUAGCAGGAUUGAAGGAAGCUAAGAUAGAAGUGAUGGAAUUUGUCGAUUAUCUCAAACAUCCAGAACGUUACAAAACACUUGGCGCUAAAGUUCCACAAGGCGCUUUGCUUUUGGGGCCUCCUGGUUGCGGUAAAACGUUGCUGGCUAAAGCUGUGGCAACCGAAGCGAGUGUCCCUUUCUUAUCCAUGAACGGUUCUGAAUUUAUUGAAGUCUUUGGUGGUUUGGGUGCUGCUCGAGUUAGAGAUCUGUUCAAAGAGGCGAAAAAGAGAGCACCGAGUAUCAUAUAUAUCGACGAAAUUGAUGCAAUUGGCAAAAAACGUUCCGACAGUUCGCUCGGAAUCUCCAACAGCGAAUCUGAACGAACGUUGAAUCAGCUUUUAGUAGAAAUGGAUGGAAUGAUAGCAAAGCAGGAUGUUAUUAUAUUAGCUUCAACAAAUAGAGCGGAUGUAUUGGAUAAAGCCUUACUGAGACCCGGCAGAUUCGAUAGACACAUUUUGAUCGACCUUCCUACUUUAGAAGAGAGACAACAAAUCUUCGAGACUCAUUUAAAGAAGAUAUCUUUACGAAGCGAACCUUCAAAAUAUUCGGGAUACUUGGCUUAUCUUACGCCCGGAUUUAGUGGCGCCGAUAUCGCUAACGUUUGCAACGAAGCAGCAUUACAUGCUGCAAGAGACAAGAAGAAACAGAUCGACAGCAGUGAUCUCAUGUACGCAAUCGACAGAACAAUCGGUGGCUUGACGAAGAGAAACAAUCCAUUGACUCCAUCCACGAAACGCGUCGUCGCCUAUCACGAAGCUGGCCACGCGUUAGUGGGCUGGUUGCUGGAACACACAGAUGCGUUGCUCAAAGUGACGAUAGUACCACGGACUAAUCUGAGUCUGGGAUUUGCACAAUAUACUCAAUCCGAUCAGAAACUUCACAGCGAAGAGGAACUCUUUGAACGAAUGUGUAUGAUGCUGGGCGGUAGAGUAGCGGAAUACAUAACGUUCGAUAAGAUCUCGACAGGCGCUGAAAACGACUUGAAAAAAGUGACGAAGACGGCGUACCUUCAGGUCCAACAAUUUGGAAUGAGUUCGGCCGUGGGUUUAGUUUCUUUCAACGAAGAGUAUACUGAUCCAAAAAAUAAGAAACCAUAUAGUAAGAAAUUGGCGAAUCUAAUGGAUGCAGAAGUGAGGAGAAUAAUAGGAAAUGCAUAUGAUCAAACUCGGCGAUUACUUCAGAAUAAUAAAGAUAAAUUAGAUAAACUCGCGGAAGCUUUAUUGGAAAAGGAAACAUUAACAUACGAUGAUGUGGAAAAAUUAAUUGGACCGCCACCGUUUGGGAAGAAACGACUUGUAGAACCAGCAGAAUUUGAAAAAUCUGGUCCAGCUAGAGAAUCCCCAUCGACAGAUAGAGCAACGAUGUAGUAAAAUGAUAUAUUAAGUGUUUUUUGUAGAUAUUUAUACUGUAUAAAGGAACGAUAAUAAUGAUGAUAAAAUGUCAAUACAAAGAGAUUAAUUUUUUUUCAUAAAUUAUUUGAAACAUUUGUAAAAUUGUUUUAUCAAUAUAUACAUAUAUACUACCACAUAUUUUCAAUCUGUGUAUCAUCAUUCAUUAGUACUCACUUGGAUGGGAGUAAGAAUAAACAAAAUUAUACACGAAUGGAAGAAUUAUAUUUAUUUUGACAUUUAAGUAGAAACACACAAUUUGCUAAAACGCGCAGCCUGUGGAAAACAUAUGAAAUUUAGAUUUAAAAAAU
This is a messenger RNA of Camponotus floridanus (Florida carpenter ant), 2729 nucleotides long. It is a transcript of the gene Spg7, whose product is annotated as paraplegin. Bases 19 to 2397 code for a protein of 792 amino acids. Gene Ontology annotation, cellular component: membrane; m-AAA complex. The record is from RefSeq and is a predicted model, not a curated record. The transcript is spliced from 9 exons. Gene Ontology annotation, molecular function: ATP binding; ATP-dependent peptidase activity; metalloendopeptidase activity. Gene Ontology annotation, biological process: mitochondrial protein processing; protein-containing complex assembly. Lineage: Eukaryota; Metazoa; Arthropoda; Insecta; Hymenoptera; Formicidae.